Toxotes jaculatrix (banded archerfish) is the source of this 1494-nucleotide messenger RNA. RefSeq names its product serine/threonine-protein kinase/endoribonuclease IRE1. The transcript is spliced from 6 exons. NCBI's taxonomy places the organism in Eukaryota, Metazoa, Chordata, Actinopteri, Toxotidae. Gene Ontology annotation, cellular component: IRE1-TRAF2-ASK1 complex. The coding region runs from base 107 to 1471 and encodes 454 amino acids. Gene Ontology annotation, biological process: IRE1-mediated unfolded protein response; protein phosphorylation; intrinsic apoptotic signaling pathway in response to endoplasmic reticulum stress. Gene Ontology annotation, molecular function: protein serine/threonine kinase activity; ATP binding; RNA endonuclease activity. The record is from RefSeq and is a predicted model, not a curated record.
AACAAAGAAGAAACAGAAGAGGAAAAGGAAGAAGACAUCAAAAAAGCAUGAAGACCCAAAUGAGGACAUUUUGUGUUAUUCACCUGAUCCAGCAACAGUUCCUGUUAUGGAAUCAGCUUCACAUGUAAAGCCAUUUCACUUCGAUGCCAAUAAGUCAUCAUUAAAACCAAAGUGGCAAAAAAACAGCAAGAGGUGGAGGGAGAAAUUAGAGAGGCUGCAGUCAUCAGAAGUUACCAGAGUAGGGAGCAUUAGUUAUGUAAAUGAUGCUGAAUUCCGCAUAGCGAAGGGAAGCAAUGGUGCUGAAGUCUUCUUGGGCCUGAGGGAUGAUGGCACUGAAGUUGCUAUCAAGAGAAUGUCCAAGACUAGCUCUCAAGUGCUCAAGAAUGAAGAGGGAAUUCUGCGACUUUCAAAGCUUCAUAAUGAGUUUAUUGUACGAUAUGUUGACGCUGCAGAGGAUGAGAACUUUGGAUAUCUGUGUAUUCAGCUUUGUGAAUACACUUUGGAGGAAUGUAUCAGGAAUAAUUACGGUCGUCUGCGACUGAAAGAAGUUAUCCGUCAGGUUCUUAAAAGUUUAAGGGUGCUUCAUUGUCAGAAUUCUCAAAUUCUCCACCGAGAUCUGAAACCACAAAAUGUUUUGAUAGAUGUUAAUGGGAUAGUAAAAUUAGCUGAUUUUGGCAUAAGCAGACGGUUACUCAAAGGUCAAACAACUUUGCGCACAGCCUGUGCAGGAACGAAAUGCUGGAUGGCCAAGGAGACUUUAGAAGGAGACGCUGACAUACCAUACACGUCAAAAAGUGAUAUACAGGUGGCAGGGAUGCUGCUAUAUUAUAUCCUCUCUGGAGGACACCAUCCAUUUGGUAAACCCUAUGAAUGUGAGUACAACAUUCAUGAAGGGAAGUACACUUUGGACCAUGUUCAAGAUGUGGUGGCAAAGGAUCUCAUCGAGUGGAUGAUUGAUGAAGAACCAAAGAGCAGACCUAAAGUGGAAGAAUGCUUGAGUCAUCCCUUCUUAUGGGACAGUGAAAGAAAAAUGGAAUACUUGAGAAGGGUUGGAAACAGGAAAGACAUGGCAUCCCGAAAUCCUGACCAAGAAUUAAUUUCUUCACUGGAAAAAUAUGCCGGGGAUGGAUCCCACAAUCAGUGGAAAAAUACGUUUCCAAAGGAGUUGGUCCAGAAAGAGGAAGACAAGAAGAAACCCUACCCAGAAAACAUACCAGGAUUACUUCGCUUCAUACGAAACUGCUAUGAGCACCGUGCCGAGGAUAUAGCCAACGUUGAUGUUAUGGUGAUAUUUCCUGAUCUCUUUGGCUGUGUUUACACUUUUGCAAAGAGCCAAGGGUGGAAUUCAGAGACUCCGCUGAAGAAACUGUUUCAAAUAAAAAAACUUGCUACAGGCUCUGUGUGGUCCACAAGCCACGAGGAGAGUCUGAGUGUCCCAGUUCAAGAGUCUCAACCCGUUGACUUGAAGUGAAGUUGGAUUCAAAAAGGAUAAAU